UUGCGCGAGAGCAAUCCGUGUAUUUGGGUGUCGUAUAGGCCAGGGAUGUGAGUUAGGGGCGACAAUAAUGGGGAAUAACCGGGACCCCGGUGCUCUGGAGUGGACACAACGACUGGACGGUGAUCAUCAAGGGGGUUAACGUGAUGAGCAGCCAUCUCGAGAGUGUUUUACACUGAUUUAGCGAAGCUUGAUGGAUUUUAUUGGAUUCAGUGAUCAAUUAAUUGUCACCGGAUACCUGAUAAAGCGCAUAUAAUCAUACUGGAUACGAUUGAUCCAUUUCCAUGGCGUUACUAUCGACCCAGAGCCAAGCAGGUCACCUGGACCCAGGACUAAAGCGGGCUCACCGGGUCUAAAGCGCUCGAUCUGUCGUGUUUCCGGCGAUGUCCGCGUCCUGCCUCGAUCUGCGCAGCGUUAUUUCAGCACCACCGCAGCUGGACAGCGACCGCAUGGACCGAGCGCUGGAUCCCAGCCGCCAAAACUCGCCAGACUCCGCCGGGGAAUACCAGACCCUCACGCUGCUACACACCGCGCCCGGGGGGCUCGGCAUGGCUCUGGAGGAGGAGCUGGCCAUGCUCACCCGCGAACGGGAGGAGGACCUGGAUGUAUCCGCCUCAGAGGCACCUGUGAGCGGACAGAAUUCUGACCUGCUGUCGCUCUUCCGGCAAAAAGAGAAGGAUUUGGUCCUUGCUGCUAAACUGGGCAAAGCUCUACUUGAACGGAACCAAGACCUCACAAAGCAAUAUGACAACAUGACCAAGGAUUUAAACGACAAACUCGAACUCCUGGAGCAGGAGAAGCACGAGCUGCGACGGCGUUUGGAGAGUCGUGAGGGCGAGUGGGAAGGCCGGGUGGCCGAACUGGAGACAGAUGUGCAACAGCUGCAGGGAGAGCUGGAGAGAAAUCAGGUGCAGCUGCGUGAGGCCGACCGUGACAAGAGCCGAGCCAUCAGUGAGCUGUCAGAACAAAACCAUCGCCUGCUGGAGCAGCUCAGCAGGGCCGCCGAGAUGGAGAAACAGUUGUCUACUCAGGUUCAUUCUUUACGGGAUGAUUUCAAAGAGAAAAGUCUCUCCACCAACCAGCACAUGAUGCGCCUUGAGACCCUCCAGGCUGAGCAAGGGCUUGAAAUAAAGAUGUUGUCAGAUCGUAAGCAGGAACUUGAGCGACGUGUGAACGCCAUGCUGGAGGAAAACCAGCAGCUGCAGCACAUGAGUGAAGAGCUGAGAGAGCGAACGCUGGUGCUGGAGAAACUGUGUCACCAGAAGGACUUCCAGCUGCGUCAGAGUCAGCUGGAGCUGCAGGAAGUGCGCAUGUCUCAACGGCAGCUGAGCGCUCGUCUGGAGGAGCUGAAGGAGGAACGCAGUCUACAGGGCUUCAGUCCGAACCCACACAGCAUCCUCUGUGAGAUCGAGCAGAGCAUGGAGCAGGAGGAGCUGGAGCAGGAGAGAGAGCAGCUCCGGCUGCAGCUGUGGGAGGCUUACUGUCAUGUGCGCUCCAUCUGUUCCCAGCUGAGAGGAAAUGACAUCACAGACUCCGCCUUAUCCACAGACUCAUCCAUGGACGAGUCUUCGGAGUCGCUGUCGGCUAAAGACGUCCCCACGGGGAGUUUGCACGCGAAUCUUCUGGAGCUGCGCAGACUCACGCAAAACCUGCUGGACGGCAACGAAUCUACGAGUUCACGGCGCAGUGAUGAGGACGUUCUGGAGGAGCAGGUGCGGAAACUGAGCGAGGAACUGCGAGAGCUUAGAGAACUGUACGAUCAGGAGCAAGAAAAAACACGCAACAGCCAGGAAGAGGUGCUACAGCUCCAUAACCAGGUGGCGUUGCUCUCGGUGGAAGUUUCUUCUUCGAGAGAGGAAAAUGAGCACUUGAGAGCGAUGGCAGAAGUACACAAGCCCAACGAACAGUUACAGAGCGCUAUACGAGACAGAGAUGAAGCCAUUGUCAAGAAGAAAGCCGUAGAGAUGGAGCUGGCAAAGUGUAAGAUAGAUAUCAUGUCUUUAAACAGUCAGCUGUUGGAUGCUAUACAGCAGAAACUCAACCUGUCUCAGCAGUUAGAAGCCUGGCAGGAUGAUAUGCACAGAGUUAUCGAUCAACAGCUGAUGGAUAAACACCAGGAGGAGUGGAAGGAUCCUCCGUACUCCUUCAACGGGUCACGAGGAGAAGCUCCAUCCAGACGAGUGCAUCGCCUCUCGAGAGGAGAAAAGCACCUCUUUUCAUUCUUCAAGAAGAACUGAGACAUGGAGGAAGACAGUGUGAGAACAGACGUGAGAGAAGGCAGAAAGAAAGUCAAAAUCACCACAUCAGUGCUUCUCAACUGGUUUUGCUCAUCAAAAACAGCAUUAUUUAUUAUGCAAUAGUAAAAAAUCAAAUUCUGAAAUGCAUUAAUUGAUAACAUUGAUGCACUCACAAAAAUAUUUAGGUCUAGAUAUUUAGAUACAGUAUGCUGUAUUUGUAUUUGAAUUGCAUAUAAAAUUUUCACCCAUUUAGAUUGCACAGGAUUAAAAAAUAAAUAAAUAAAAAACCUUAAUGUGAUGCAGAUUUGUCUGUCAAACAUUAAAUGAAACUGGUCAGGUUUCAGUAAUAUUAUUAAUGAGCUGAAUGUAUUUUAAAUACACAAUAACCAGGUUUAUAUAUGCAUCAUUAAUAAAUAUAAUUUGCUUUAAUUUUUUUUACAAUUAUUCCAUAGCUAGCCAUGUUUAACUAUUUUCAUUCAUUUUAACUGAAUUGUUUUCACAAUUAACAGAUUUGUGCUGAUUCUAAAAAAAAUGUAUAAACAUUUUAUAAAUUAUUAUUUAAAUCAAAUAAAAUAGAUUCAAAUAACUGACAUGUUUUUUUUCUUCAUCUUUCUCUGUUUCAUUUAUGGAAGACUGACAAAUAUGACUUAAAUCAACUUCAUUAGUUAGUCUUUGAUAAAACUUUAAAUGGAGUAAAUACGUUUACAUUUCUAAACUUGAAUACUGUGUUUUUAAAACACUUUCAGUUUAGUAAUACUAUUACAGAAGUCUUAACUAUUUCAUAUCGGUUUCAUUUGUGUUUGACUGACAAAAAUAUUGCAUUGCAUUUAUUACAUUAAGGUCAUUUCUUUAUGUUAAAACUGUGCAAUCCAAACAAUUUGGAAUUUAAUGCAAUUAAUGCAAAUACAUAAAUUGUAAAUCUUAGGCAUAAAUAUUUUGGUAACUAUGUCUUUAUAUAUAAUGCAUUAUUAAAGUAGUUUGAAUGCAUUAAUUAUGCCUUGUAAUGCACCUUAUAAUGCAUUGCAUGAUUUCAUGAAUAACUAUAACUGCAGUUAUAAUACACGAUCAUUCUUAUCUAUUCAUUGUUACACCUUCAGAAAAUUAAAAACACGACAAACCUUUAAAUAUCACAAUGCAUUUUAAUUUUGAAAAGAUAAUGAAUUACAACAAACAUUAUGAAUACCUUUAUAAUGCAUUAUACAUAAGGUUAUUAUUAUUAUUUUUUUUUAAUAAUGCAUCUAUGGUUUUAUGCUCUCAGCACCCAGUAAUUGAUUGUAAAACCACUUGUUUUUGGGUCACGAGCCACUGGUUGAGAACCACGGCACUGACUAACCGAGUUAUGUGAUGGCUUUGAGCCAUUUUGCACUUUAUCUGUAUACACAAUCCUCCCUCAGAAAGCUUGAGACAUAGUCGUCGUCCGACGGGGUCAAGCCCUGUGUCAGGGUCUGUUUAGCAGGGUUCCCAAAAUACUCCAGUUUCCCCUGCGAGUGCCUCAAAAAGCUUCUCCUCACCUCACUGCCAGAGAUUAACGGAGGCACAUCUGCUCAUUCGCUUGAGACUCAACUCAGGAUGAACUGGACUUCAGACGCUUCAGGACAAAGCUUUCAGCAUCACCAUGUAGUUUCAGGCCCAGGCGGAAUCUGUGGACGUGCUGAUUUAUGAGAGAAAUAUGAGAGUACUGCAGUAUUAUUGAAAAUAUGAAGGGUAAAUCGGCCUAAAUUUGUCAUUUUCAGACACAGGUUGGGUGGAGGCCUGAUUAUAGAUGAUGCAAUGUUGCAACAUUAAAAUAGCUAUAAAAAACUGUUCUGCUCUUUGGUUCAUUCACAGAUGCAUUUUAGAUAAAAAACAAAACAAAACAACUUAUGUAUGUAAUUAACUUUCUAACAACCACAUGAGUAUUCUAUAGAAUUAACUUUCAGCAGCUGCUUCGAAUCAAAAGCGUAUAAAAGCACGCAGCAGAUACUAAUAAUAAUGCUACAAGAAAUUGUUAGCGUAAAUGCGUUGUGGCUGUUUUGUCAACUGUACCUGCUUGUUUUUUAGCAUAUUUCUGGAGAAAAUGUCAUCAGGACAGCUUGAUGAUAAACUUUGUGUGAGGUGUGCAUCACUGUCUGAACCAAAGAGCAGAAGUGUUGAGCUGGAGCUUGUAGACCGCAUCUGAAAAACUAUACACACAUACAAGCAGUGUAAAUCAGCACCUUUAGACGAUCCUCACCAUUAGAAAAUCUCAGUCCUCAAAGAUGCACUGAAACUGUGGCUGUGUUCAGAAUGAAAUACUAGCAUACUGCCUACUGCGCAGUAAACACUGUUGGAGACGGAUGGAGAAUGUUACAUUUCAAACAGCAGAAUGUUACAUAGUAGUCCAAAAAUUCCAAAAAUUGAAAUGGAACAUUUUUUGAAUUUUGUGUGUGUGUUUAAAAAUCAUAACUUUUGUCAAAGACCUGUCACUACAUUGAGAAAAGCCUGUAAAAAUAGGGCACAGUGUGUACUGUGUUAAUAUGCAAGAAUUAUCCCUAUUGAUAUUUCACCCAUAUCUUGAUUUAUACAUUUAUAUUUAUACGUUGUACUUCAGGGUUAAAGAGAAUGUCCUGGCAGAACAUCUCCAGUACCUUUUCUCACUAUUACAGAUUUCUUUCAGUGUAGAAAUGUUAAAAAUCAAAGAUGAUAUGACUUCUGUUUCUUGGAAGGUCAAGUGAAGUGCAUUGUGGGAUAAAGUAUUCAAUACAGUAAGUGCUGUAUAUCUGCACAAUAUGGCAACUGUAUUUUUGCAUACAAAAAAUACCGUAGGCAUAAUAUGACUACAUUCUCAGAAAAAAAAAAGGUACAAAAUUGUUACUAGGGCAUUAAAGUUAGAGACAAAAGCUAAAAGGUACAUCUAAAGGUAAAGGUACAUCUUUGUACCUUUAUUUACCCCUAAACGGUAUAUAUUAGUACCUUUUAAAAGGAUACCCCAAGUGACAGUCCUGUACCUUAUUUCUGAGAGUGUAGUAUGCUAGUAUGUUAUUCUGAACGCAGCCCAGGUCUUUUUUAGUGUGUACUUCCUCCAGCCUAUGAGAAAGAAAGAAGGGAGCAUGUGUGUCCUGAUCGUGAGCUGUAAUCGGGUGUGUUUUCUGUCUCGUGUUCGGUGUGUGUGUGUGUGUGUGUGUGUGUGUUUGGGUUCAGUCAGUGAAAGUCGGGCAGAUUUUAAGUAAAGCUAUGCAGAUGUCUUCUUUCUCGCAGAGGUGAUGUUUAGCUCGGAGAAGAAACCCAAAGAGUGAUUUUUUUUUUUUUAUACGUACAAAGACACAAAUAGGUUUGGAAUUAAAAAGAAAUAAAAAAAGGAAUCAAUAUAUUUGUAAAUGUAUAAUUUUUGAAUGAUAAAUCAACUUUUCUAGCGCUUGUCUGUGUAGUCUGGUUUGUAAGUGUUUCUGGAGGAUUGUCUGAACAGAACUGAAUGUAAACCAUCUGAAAACCCUCCGGAUCAAUGUGAAAUAAGACGACGUAGGAGAGGCACUACAGGUCAACAUGAUAAAAGUUGCAUUUUAACAGUUUCAUAUGCAGUUUUUGGUAAGUUACUCUAAAAAGUAAUUCAUUACUAUUUACGAAUGACAUCCAAGCAGUGUAAUUAUAUUACUGCACUAAUUACUCUCUCUAAAGAGUACUGCAUUACUCAUGACGAAUUACUUUGAAAAUCCUAUUUCAACCUCAACCAGCUGAACAAUGCAAGGAUAGACACGAAACUACUCCUUUAACUAUUUCAAAUAAAAAAUACAAAAAUGCAUAAAUUAUGCUUGAAUUGACCAAAGGAGGUUACAUUAAAAACAUACAUUUUUAACAUUAAAGGUUUGAAGUUAAAUCCACUAUUGUUUUAUAUAGAAUUGAUCUAUAGUCUUAAAUGCAGUUAAAUCCAACUGUAAUUGCUGGAAAAUUAAGACUAAAUAAAAUUAAUUUACAGUAAUUAAUUACUUGUAGUAAUGCAAAAACAGAAAUGUGCACAAAUAUGCAUUUUGCAAUAGACGUGCUUUAAAUUACAUAAAACAACUUUAAAUUUUCAAAAUGUAAAGAAAUGUGCAUUUGUGCAUGUAAAUAUUCUCGUCCGCUUUUAAAAGAAUAAAAUGGCUUAAAAAUCCUCUAGCAUUUAAAUAUCACUAAAGCAAAAUCUCAAUUACUUUUCACUCCAAAUGACAUUAAAAGCCACUUUAGAAAAUUGCCUUUGAAAGACCCAAACUGAUGCGGAGGUGUACGACAAAGGUGAUGUAGAAAGGAUCGGAUGUUUUCAGUGAUGCCUGUAGUGCUUCUCCUGUCCGACGGCGGAUGAAUGAAACGCUGUUAUAUUAGCAGUGAUUUCAUUCUUCCAGACAGUCGCUCCACGUUUAGAGCAUUACUCGUGUCUCUUCUGUUGUUUUGUAUGUAAAAACAUUUCAAUGUCACUUUCUUUGGUUUCUUUUCUUGUGUUUCACACACUGUUCUGUAAGCGUCUCAUCACAUUGACUUUGUACUGUUGUCCUUUUGCCAUUUAAACACCGUUUUUAAGUCUC
Carassius gibelio (silver crucian carp) is the source of this 6748-nucleotide messenger RNA. RefSeq names its product BICD family-like cargo adapter 1. Bases 381 to 2234 code for a protein of 617 amino acids. The record is from RefSeq and is a predicted model, not a curated record. NCBI's taxonomy places the organism in Eukaryota, Metazoa, Chordata, Actinopteri, Cypriniformes, Cyprinidae. The transcript has 11 exons. Gene Ontology annotation, biological process: vesicle transport along microtubule; Golgi to secretory granule transport.